UGUAUCAAUAUUAUUGAUCAGCAACUGAGGUUACAUCAUCCACGAUUAGCUGAUCUAAUAUAAUCACUGGUAUCAAACCAAACAAUACUCUCCUCCCAUUGAGUCUCUAUAUGCGCCAUAAUAUGUGCCGCCUUGUUAGCCUCUGUGUGUAUGAACUGCCAUCUUCCAUCUCCCAUUCGAUCAAGAUUCCUCCUGAUAUUCCUGCACAGUGUUCCAACCUCACUGUGAGUCUCCUCCGCCCGCAUCCAGCAAACUCAUCAUCUGCAUACUGUCCGACUCAAGGAUCAUAUUUGAUAUGUGGUGCUGCCAAGCAAGCUGAACCCCAAAAUCUGCUGUCAUGACCUCAGCCCUCAGGGGUGUCCAAUUGCACCGAAUCUUCCUUAUUGUCGCCAGCACACACUUUCCUUCAGCUUUUAGUACAACUACACCCAAACCCGCUUCACCACCCGGUAAAACGCCAGCAUCCGUGGCGAUUGAAGUUGUCCCAGCUCGCGGUCGGCGCCGGACUUUUAUAGCCGGUGUUGGUACUGGCAAGUUUGUUUCUUGUGGUAAUAUGUCAUUUCCUUGGUGAUUUCUAUAGUUCUCUAGGAACUCUUUAGCUCCAUUACGCAUAAUGCGCCAUAAGAAGUGCUUCACCUUAGGGGGGAACUUUUAAAGACCACAUUCUCUUCCAUACUUCAGCCUCACCCGUUGCAUACAGACCAUGCAUAGUCCUAUAGUCUUCGAGCCAUCUUUUGUAUCCUUCCUUCACAAUGAACUCUCCAGAGUUGCUAAAGUGUCAUAUGAUUUCAUCCCUCUCCUGCUCAUUUCUAAAUGAAAAUUGUUGAAUAAACACCGCUACCUCCGUCGGGAAGUAACUAUCCACCACGUUCCGAUCCCAUCCACUAGUGACCGGGUCGAUUAACUCUCGAACACAAGAGUCCACUGGCAACUCGAGGGGAGCGAGGGUACAAACCAACCUUGCUCCAUUGGAAUCCACUUGUCACCCCAUAUCCUCACCUCAGAUCCAUUCCUGAUUCUCCACCGUGUGAAGAAAAUCUUGUGCACUCAUGAUUGACCGCCAAAUAUAACUCGGGUUAUAUCCACACGAUGCCUCCAAAACACUGUCCUUGUUUACUCGCUAGAAACAAGCCCUUUAAAACCUAGCUUCUAGAUUUUUUACUUCGCUUGAUAAUUUUUACUUUGACUUUUAUUAGUCUUAUUUUUUUGUAAGAACUUUUAUUAGUCUUUUGAUACAAAAGCUAUAAUAUUUGAGCUACAACAUAUACAAAAUUAGAAUUUUGCACUUUAAAUCUAGUUCUGAGUGCAUUAUUUGGUUGGGAUUCUCCAAAUUGAAGCAUUUAAUCAAUUUUUGCAUUGUAA
Molecule: messenger RNA, 1362 nt
Organism: Linum trigynum
Lineage: Eukaryota; Viridiplantae; Streptophyta; Magnoliopsida; Malpighiales; Linaceae
Source: the annotation of a GenBank genome assembly